Molecule: messenger RNA, 1395 nt
Organism: Acytostelium subglobosum LB1
Lineage: Eukaryota; Evosea; Eumycetozoa; Acytosteliales; Acytosteliaceae
Exons: 3
Coding region: 1-1395 (464 amino acids)
Molecular function (GO): toxin activity
Source: RefSeq, a predicted model, not a curated record
AUGUGUAAUGCAUUGGAGAUCAAGGAUCCAUUCCAAGUCUAUGAGGACAUCAAACGUGAAGGACUCAAAGUUGACAAAGAUGAUGUCAACAUCAUCUUCACCUCGGUCAUUGGAUGUGUUCCAGGUGUUGGACCAUUGCUCCAAGGUGUGUUUGCAUUGUUUUGGAAACGUGCAUCACCAUCAGACUCGGUGUCCAAGGCUGAGUUGGACAAGAAGAUGGAGGAGUUGAAGAAGGAGAUGAUCGGAAUCAUUGAUUCAAAGAUCAAGGACAGUGAGAUCAGAAUGUGGACUGAUAUCUGUCAGACUGUUCUUUGGAACCUCAGAAGUUCAUGUACUUCUAUGAAGAUUGAUUUGUCCGCUCUGAUCUAUAAGUUGGACAACAACGAGACGAUCACCACCGACUUCUUAACCGAUAUCCGCACCAAGAUCACUCUGGCUCUUGAUCACAGCACCCAACUCCUGAACUUUUGUUCCAAUCCCAAGUACAUGAGAUAUGUUGUUCGAUUCUAUAUUGAAUCAUUGUUCACCAACAUCUCCAUUUAUGGUCUUAUCAAUGCAUUCUGGUACCAGUUGAACUAUGAUGAGAUAUACAUCGCUGGAAGGAAGCCUAAUCGCAAGUCACCAAAGGGUGUCAAGUCCAACAAUGAGAAGUUGCAUGAUUUGAUAAUGGAAGGUCUUGCAUUGAUUGGAUACCAUGCCAAUCCUGAUGAUCGAUAUGACUCUUUCGAGAAGAAUGCUCAUCUCUUACUCAAGAGUGAUGUGUUCAUGUACCCUGUGCCACUGAUAAUGUAUGAGCCGGGUGAGCAGGAGAAUAAGGAGUAUGAGAGUGAGUUACCCGAGGGAGAUGACAAAGUCCCUAACAGGGUGAUCAACCUUCCAACCAAGCCCAUGGCCUACAUCAUGCGAAUGGACGCUUAUUAUGUUUUCACAUAUCAAAUGGAUCCAAGAAUAUCACAAUCAUUGGGCAAUCGAGAUGGAUGGAUUGAGCCAAUCACAGGUUGUCUUGGAAAGAACUUCGAGUGGACAAGUUUGAGAAGUUAUGAUAUCAAGUUGGACGAGCCAAGGAACAUCACCAUCAGACUCUACGGUCACUACCUCAACUAUGUCAAGAGUAUAGAUUUGGAGGGUACUGAUGGUUCGGGCAAGCCAUUCAGGGAGACCCUUGACGUCACCAAGUACCAGUAUGGAGCAUUGCGACCACCUGCACAGAGAUACAACCACAGGGACAAUAGUGUGUACAAAGCUGGAUAUGCAGUAUCCAAGCAAUUCAAACAGGUCAAAGAGAUGACAUUCAAGUUUAGUAUUGAUGCCAUAAUGUGCCAUUUGUUGUUCAUAGAGUUCAUGGUAACCCUGAACCAAGACCAGUACCCUUCCCUUGUUGAACAACAAAACUAG